Molecule: messenger RNA, 6577 nt
Organism: Pungitius pungitius (ninespine stickleback)
Lineage: Eukaryota; Metazoa; Chordata; Actinopteri; Perciformes; Gasterosteidae
Product: von Willebrand factor D and EGF domain-containing protein
Exons: 30
Cellular component (GO): extracellular region
Molecular function (GO): calcium ion binding
Source: RefSeq, a predicted model, not a curated record
CCCCCCCUCCUCUCUCCUCACAUCCCAGCCCCCGAGUGUUACCCGGGGGGCCAUCGGACCUUGCGUAACCCCUAUCGCAGCGUGGACUUUGACUCCACAGAGAUCCAGGACACGGCCAUCCAGGACCUGAUCUGUGACCACUCGCUCCCCGCGGCCUGGUACCGGUUCAGGAUCAACAACCAGCCGGCCGAGAUGCCCACCACCUGCGUUGAGAUGAACCACUGUGGCACACAGGCUCCGGUGUGGCUCUCUCUGAAGGACGCCUCCCUGCCGACUCCCGGCGAGGUCCGGCAGCUCUCCGCCUGCGCCACCUGGCAGUUCUUCCACGGCAGCACUAAGGACUGCUGCCUCUUCCGCAUCCCCAUCACGGUGAGGAACUGCGGCGAGUUCCUGGUCUACCGGCUGCAGCCCACGCAGGGCUGCAUGGGAUACUGCGCCAAAGUUACUCCAGAUGUGGGACUCAGACCCUGCCCCCCAGGUGAGGUAGAAGUCAACGGGCGAUGCAGAGCCGCAAUCCCGUCCUUGCUGUCCCGGCCCUUCAUCACCCCGGAGCUCAUCGGCCACAGUGUUCACCUAAGGUGCUCCUUCGUCCCGCCACCCUGGAGCCAGCCCCUGGGCUUCCAGGUGGUCUGGGCCAGGUACAUUGGCCACAGCAUGAAGGCCGAGAUCAGGCAGGAAUCCACAACAAAGCCCUUCUCUCUGGUGGAGAUGGACGGCGUCCACUUCAGGCUUGGAGAGACGUUCUCCUGCAGCGUGUCGACUUUCAGAGCCAACUCCAGCCACACCAGAUCUCCUCCGAAAGAGAGCGAGGGCUUCUACGCCGGACUGAAGUUCUCCGCCGACUCGCUGCACAUAGCCGAGGACGGCAAAGAGCACGAGGUGACCGUGCACAGCACUGUGCCCGUCCCCUGCCAGGGCGCCGACCACGCUCGCCACUGUGGAGUCCCUCUGGCGCUGAGCGUCCACGACCCAGACGGCCUCGAACACGAGGCCCCGAAUGUGGCGCUUUCGACCUGUCAUGUGGAGCUUCGGCCCGGCGGCUGCGUCGAAGGCGGCUGCGGCCGGGCUGCGGUCUCAGUCACCGCCGUCACAGACUUCACGCGGGACGGGAACCGCCACAGUCUGAUCGAGGUUCUGCCCGGACCAGGCGCACCCCGGCUCUGGAGAAGCUACGUCCCGGCGUCUCUGAAAGUCACGGUCCAGGACGUUCCUACUUCCAUCUGCUACUCUCUGACCGACCCACAUGUCAUCACCCUGGACGGCAGGCGAUACGAAAACCACCAGACCGGCACCUUCGUGCUCUACCGGAGCCUCGCCAGGGACUUCCAGGUCCACUCUCGCCAGUGGGACUGCGGCAGCCGGCACUACGCCGUCGCCUGCGGCUGCGGCGUGGCGGUGCAUGAAGGGAACGACGUGGCCGUCUUCGACAUGUGCAGCGGCCGCCCGCAGGAGACCAGGCCUCGGCUCACCCUGAGGAACCUGGGCGAGGAGGGGGGCGGACGGGUCAGGGUGCUGGAGUCCCACCAGGGGAACAAGGUCACCUUGAUCUUUCCCUCCGGGGCCUUCGUUAGGGCAGAUGUCGGCGAUUGGGGGAUGAGCCUCUCCGUGCGCGCGCCCAGCGUCGACUACGGCAACACGCGAGGUCUCUGCGGGACCUUCGAUCGCAACAGCAACAACGACUUCCACGGCUCCGACGGGGUCUCCUACACCCCAGAGGACCUGCAGCGCUUCAUAGAGGACUGGAGGAUUGCUCCCGGGGAGAGUUUGUUUGACAGGACGCCUCCUGGCGCGGCUCCGGAAGUGAGGCAGACCUUCUGUCAGUGCCGGAAGGGAUACCCCGCCUCUCACCACACCGGCACAGGGAUGAGGAACUUGCACAAUCACUCAGACUGCGUGGCACACGAUGACGUGGAUUACACCUCCGUGUUUCCCUCCAUGGACACAACAGCGGAACACACGGAGAGUCCGGCGAGAGAGGAGAGCAUCCUGGAUGUGUCCGCCUUCCACGCCCAUCCUCUGGAGAGACGCAACCUGCGUCUUCACGACGACCAUCCCGACGGAGGCUGGGACCUGGACGCCCAGCUCAGGGAGGAUCUCCUGCUCGCCGCUAGCAGGCCAACGCGAGCGGCCUCGUUUGAAUUCCAGCCCGUCUUUGCCGCUCGGAGCCUCAGCCGGGCGGACCUGGAGAGCUUCGUCUACUUCUUCCCCGAGGACCACCGGGCGGGAGCCCGCCCACAGGUGCGACCUCAGUGGCCGACGCCGAGCGGCCUGACCUCAGCCAGAGCUCUCCAGGUGUGCCGGGAGGCGUUGGCCGACUCCACUGUUGGCGCGGUGUGCCGGGGGCUGCUGGGACGCCGCCUGGAGGAGGCGGUGGACCUCUGCAUGCUGGACUUGCAGCUCAAAGACGACCUGGGCUGGGACGAGGCGCUGCUGCCCCACCUGGAGAACGAGUGCGAGAGGAGGCUGUUGGAGAACCGCACCCAAAGAGCCCUGGAAUUGGCCGCCCCCCCGGCGAGGUCCGGGGAGGUGGUGAGAGCGCUGCGCUGCCCCAACUUCUGCAACGGCAACGGAGAGUGCACAGAGUGGGGGUGCCAGUGCUAUCCCAGCCACAGCUUCUACGACUGCAGCCUGGCCAUCAGUGAGUAUCAGGUCAUGUCUGUGGGGAACGUACGUCCUCUCCAUCAUCGAUCCAUAACCCCUCCCCCGACAGGCCAGCCGGUGGAGCUCACCGAUCUGGAGAACGGCGGACUGUGCGACAUCCGAGCCUUCAACUGCCGCAGCGUUCGAGUCUUCGGCCUCGGCUUCGUCGACUCCCCCGACCUCAGCUGCCACGCCAGCAGACUGAAGCAGGUGAACGGAGUUUGGGUUGAAGGGGAGAAACAGAGGACCAAAGCCACCUUCCUGAGCUCCAGGGCUCUGGACUGUGCUGUGCCGUCUCUGAGCAACGCCGCCGUCAACACGGAGGACUUCAUGAUGGACGACAAACCGUACGCACGCUGGGAGAUUAAAGUCACAAACGACGGCUCCCAGUACAGCCGGGCCAAGGUGUUGACCAUCUACGAUGGCGUGUGCCAGGUCUGCCAGGCGUCACGCUCAGGGCUCUGUAAGCUGAAGGAGAGGACGUGUAACAUCGACGGGAUGUGUUUUGCAGAAGGAGUCUCCAGUCCGAGCAGCCCGUGCCUCCUCUGUGACCCGGAGACCUCCAAAUUCAGCUGGUCUGUGAAUCAAGUCAACGAGCCGCCGGCCUUCCACCGGCCUCAAAGCGACCUGCGCACAUUCGCCGGGGAGAACUUUGUCUUCCAGUUCGCGGCGUCGGACCCCGAGGGGUCGGCUCUCUUCUUCCAGCUGGAGGAGGCCCCGAGGGGGGCCGCCCUCUCGCCCGCAGGUCUCCUCACUUGGAGGGUCCCGUCGAUGCCCGGGGAGUUGGGGCCUCAGACCUUUCGCUUGACGCUGUCAGACGAGUGCAACGCCCAGAGCACCUUCGCUGUGGAGAUCCACGUGGUGCAUUGUGGGUGUCAGCACGGAGGUACCUGUGUGACGGACGUCUCUUUCCCGGCUGGCAGUGGGAAGCACCUGUGCGUGUGUCCAGAUGGUUGGUGGGGCGUCCUCUGCAACCAGCGCGCAGACCCGUGUCGGUCGGCGCCGUGCGGCGCAGGCACGUGCGCCGUCACGCCCGGCGGGUUCAGCUGCAAUUGUCCUGCGGGGUUGAAAGGUGUCACGUGCCAGGAGGAUGUUGACGAGUGUGAAGGCGAGCCGUGUUUCCCCGGGGUCCGGUGCCUGAACACCAUCGGCUCCUACGGCUGCGGCUCGUGCCCCAAAGGCAUGCUGGGAAAUGGGACGAUAUGCACAGCAGUCACAACCACAUCUGGUCCUCGUACAACCGCCUACCGGGCCCCAGAUGUUCUGCUGAAACCGCCCGAAAUGAAGGAGACCUCAGGUGUUGGCUCACCGCAGACAAGGGCAGAGGCGGGGAAGACCGCCCCGAACCGGUCCCAAACUAAAACUGGCCCGUGGAUGAACCCGGCGCUCACCAAGGCAGGAACCUACCGGAGCAUCACAGCAGGUACGCCGGUCGCUCCCCAAACGAAGACCGGCGCUUCGGAAAGAAGCCCAGGAGUCAAAGUCGACCCGUCCACGACCACCACUUUGAAGAACAUCUCCGGGGUCAGCGACACUGCUGCAGAGAAAUCCAUUCCCGGCCAACCUGCAGGAAGUGGCAGACCAGCUCCAGGACCUGCUGCGGCUGUGAAUGUGUCGGCCACGUGUGCCAGCAGGCCCUGCUUCCCCGGCGUCCAAUGCAUCAACCGCAGGCCGCCGCAUUUGGGACACGUCUGCGGCCGAUGUCCGCCCGGUCUCUACGGCAACGGACGGGUGUGCGUGAAGAACGCCAAGGAAGCGUCCAACCACCUUCCUCAGCACCAGACCAUCCGAUCGCCGCACGGCAGCAGCAGGAGCACCGCCUCUCAGCUCCACCUGCCCAGCAGGAGCACCGCCUCUCAGCUCCACCUGCCCAGCAGGAGCACCGCCUCUCAGCGCCACCUGCCCAGCAGGAGCACCGCCUCUCAGCUCCACCUGCCCAGCAGGCACGUCACCGGAACCAACCGGGACAACGCGCUGCACCGGGUUCUUCCUUCAGGGAGGGGCGGCGGGACGGGGAGGAGGGAGGCGGUAACUGUCUCCAGAGACGUCCCCAGAACCUCCAUGGGGGCAAAGACCGACAGCACCCGCCUCAGCACCGAGCUCAGGGUCUACGGCGGAGCAACCGCCAUCGUCUCCAGGAGUCCGGUGGUUCCCCGGGGGGGGGUCUCCAAGCAGUCUGAGACAGCGUCGAAGGUAACACCGCCCGCUGCUCGCCUAUCCACCCGGCAACCCGAGCACCACCUCCCGGCCUCCACCCACGGCAAACCAUGGACCCCCCCGAGACCGGCUGUCCCUCUGACCGCGGCCCUCAGCGCUAUGUCGUACUCGCUGCCCGAGUCGGAGUUCUCCGCAGACGGGGACAACAGCGAGGGAGGAUUUGACGAACCGGAGAGGGUCCCGCCGUUGACCUUCAGCCCCCCACUGCAAAGAGCCGCCUCCACCCAGGCAGCGGUGAGGGGGGGCACCACGGCGGACAAGCGGGCGGCGACCUGCGCGGAGCGGCCAUGUUUCCCAGGUGUCCCCUGUGAACCGGCCCCGGGACGGGGUUACCGCUGCGGGCGGUGUCCCGUUGGGUACACUGGAGACGGACACGCAUGCAGAGCUGUUUGCAGGCACAUGUGCGGCCGGAACAUGGAGUGUGCAGCGCCCAACACCUGCCGCUGCAAAACCGGCUACAGCGGCUCCGACUGUCACACAGCCAUCUGUGAGCCGGACUGUGCUAACGGGGGGGUCUGCGUGGCUCCAGCUGUGUGUCGCUGCCCCACAGGGUUUCACGGAGAGGCCUGUCAGGAAGCUCUGUGCAGGUCCCCAUGUGAGAACGGGGGCUCCUGUGUGGGACGGCAGACCUGUUCCUGUCCUUAUGGGUUUGUGGGACCUCGAUGUGAGACCAUGGUCUGCAGCCGCCACUGUCACAACGGGGGCCGCUGCGCGUCUCCAGACGAGUGCACCUGCCCGUCGGGCUGGAGCGGACCAUCCUGUGAGACAGCUCUCUGCUCUCCCGUGUGUCUCAACGGGGGGUCGUGCGUCCGGCCGGACGUCUGCGAGUGUCCUCGCGGGUUCUACGGCGCGCGGUGUCAGAGCGCGGUCUGCAGCCCCCCCUGCAAGAACGGCGGUGUGUGCCUCCGGACCAGCGUGUGCUCCUGUCUGCAGGGGUACACCGGGAGGCGUUGCCAGAUCAGUGUGUGUGAGCCGCCGUGUGUGAACGGAGGCCGCUGCGUCGGCCCGGACGUGUGCGACUGUCCGUCGGGCUGGCGAGGAAAGAGUUGUGAUGAACCGAGCUGCCUGCAGAAGUGCGCCAACGGGGGGGAGUGCGUGGGAGCCGGCGCCUGCCACUGCGCGCCGGGCUGGCGCGGCCCGCUGUGUCAGAUCCCUGUCUGUGAGCAGAAGUGUCCUCCCGGCGGUCGAUGCGUCCGACCCAACGUCUGCGCCUGUCGGAGCGGGUCGCUCUGCUCCAGAAGGGUGAGAACAGGGGAGGCUUUCAUUUUUGGUAUCGGGGGACUCGGCGUCCCGUCACUUAGACACUGAAGACAAAUCCGGCCGAUUCCGGCCCGCUCUCGGCCAUUUUUCUUGUUGAUUUUUCGUGCCUUUCUAUUCCAGUUCCCUCUUGGCCAAGGAUGAGACCCUUUAGAGCCGAACCUACGUAGUGGUUCUCUCCAGUAAUCUGCCUCCGUGAGAUUGGAAACACUUCUGAGCUCCAAUAUUGACGGACAUCGCAGAGUCAGUUCCCCCUGCUUCCGGUCUUUGUGCUAAGCUAAGCUAAGCUAAUGAGACCCUAACUAGACCUCCUGCAGACCGACUGUAUGAGUAUUUAUUUAUUUGCUGCAUAUUUCUUGGUGUGUGUGUAUAUAUUGUAAUCACUGUAUUAUGUGUCUUUUCUCAUUAAGGCAUUGUUUAUUGGGGGUUUUGUAAGAAAACAAAUAAAUAUUCUUUUAAGGUU